GCCUCUAAUUGUCCCAGCACUCUCAUCAAGAUCUGCACGUCAUUCAACUCAUAGCCAACUUGCUGCAAUAAAAAAAGUAUCAAUUCCUCUAUAUACUUCUAAAACGUACAAAGCUUUCUAAGUUUACCCUUUAUAAGCUCGCGUAAGUUUAUUUUUUCUUUUAAACCUUCCUAACUCGCUCGCAGAACAAAACAGCUGGAGGGUUUUUAGAGCAGCCUGUGUGACUUUGUUAAACAUGGCUGACGACUUUGGCUUUACCGCGGCUGACAACGGAGUUCAUGUGGAGGAGGACCCGGCCGCCGCGUUUCUGGCCCAGCAGGAGAAUGAGAUCGCCGUGAUUGAGAACGACAGCGCCGGGUUCGGUGCGCUGGAGGGCGGCGGACCUCUGCCCUCGGACACGUACACGACCAUUGCAGGUGAAUUUGUAGGAGCACCAGUCACUGCCGUGAACGGAGAUAUGUUUCAAGACACCAACGGCACAGCUGACAGCUACUCAGCUAUUGCUCAAGUGGACAUGCAGAGACAAGAACCUGAGAGUUUGCGCAAAUGGAGGGAGGAACAAAGGGCUCGGCUGGAGGAAUUAGAUUCGGCCUCCAAAGCAGCUGAGGCUGUGUGGAGGGAGAAAGCUCGGAAAGAGCUAGAGGACUGGCAUGUUCACCAGAAUGAACAGAUGGAGAAAAAUAAAGCCAACAACAGAGCAUCAGAGGAAGCUUUCCUCAAGGAAUGUGAUGAUGACAGUCCCGGCACAGAGUGGGAGAAAGUGGCCCGGCUGUGUGAUUUCAACCCAAAAACCAGCCGUCAGACUAAAGACGUGUCUCGAAUGCGCUCCGUUCUCAUUUCUCUAAAACAGACGCCUCUGGUUCGCUAAAAUAAGUCCCUAUAAAAUAAUGUUUUACAUGCUUUCUUUUCCCUCUUGCACUUUAGUUUUAUUUUAGUGAGGCUGAACACUCUUUAACAGUUGCAAGUUGUUUGGUUUUUAAUGGGUCAUUGAAUGUGUACAAUGUUUUAUUUAAACUUUCUAUUUAUGUACCCUGGUGUUUUGCUGGGUCAAAAGAUUUAGUUUGGCUAUUCCUUAUGUUCAAGAAUGUUGUAAAUUAAGAAAAAUUGCAAGUGUGCCUCAAACAUUUGACAAACAGUGACCAGGUCAAGGAAUUUAAGUUUAUUACAUGAAUCCUAAUGUAAGUGACAUCAUUAGAAAGGCAGUAGUUUUACCACAAUGCAAAAAAAUAUUUGGUCCAGCUUUAUGAUAUUUACAAUUUACUUUAUAUUGAUUGUUGUGAUAUAACCACUUAAUUACCUACAAACCAUUAGACAGCAUUAAUCCACUGAUUGUGGUGUCCAGCAGGAGCCAUUCAGGAUCUACAAAGUUACACAGAUAUCUUCACAAAGCUCUACUGUUUUGUUACAGUCUAGAUACAGACACGGUUUAGUUACCAUCUCUGACCCUACAGAGUAUUCUUCGUAAAUUGCAAUCAGUAUCCAGAUUUGGUAUUAUCUGCUUUCAUGUAUUUAUGUUCACUGCCAAGAGGGAAGCCAUGUUUGUGAGCUUAAGGUUCUUGUUUAUUAUAAUUUACACAUUACCACAUUUUCAUGCAGCUCUUGUUUUCAUGUCUGUUGUUCCCAUAGCAGUCAGCACCUAGGAUAUUUUGCAGCAGGAGUAAAAAGAUCACAGCAGUUACUUUGAUUUGCAGGUGUAUUAUCCUGCUAAUAUAACAAAUCACAGCACCACAAGCCCUCAUUACUCAUUUAAUAUAUACCUAAGGGAUGAAUAAUACUGAGUUUAAAACCAAAUCUUUUUCAAGUGUUGAGUUCAUAAAUGAGGCCUCAGUCUACAGCAAUAAAUUCUGUGCCUGAACCUUUGCUCACUGUAACUUAGUGUCUACCCCGUUGGCCUUCAUCAUCCAAGCUGCCAAAAUCCGAACGCACUAGAAAUACAAGGUAGCACAAUAAAAUAACAAUGCAGGUAGUUAUCUUUUUACAUAUAAAUACUUUUGCUGGAGGUCAAACAGUAUUCCAUUUUAUUGAACUUGGUCCAGAUGUUUUUGUAGUCCUGUUUGUUACUUGCAUGAAACAAAAGUGGAUGUUACUAAUUGUUUGUAUAAUUCAUAUUCACCCAACUGGGAGGCCUUGUUAUGUUAAGCAAUUUGUGUUGCCUUUUAAGAUAACCAGUUUAGUUGCACACUACUGUACAUGAUGGUUCCCUGAAGAAAACAUUUGUAUACAGUAUGUUUAAAUAAAUCUCUUGGUUUUAAUGAAACGAUCUGACAUAAUAUAUAUUGAGGUUGAUUUUUUGUAUCAUUAUUAUUAUUAUUAUUAUUUUAAUACAACGCUUAGCUUACACCCUUGCUCUAAUUGAUUGUGUGUGCCUAGAUUUGAACCAUGCAAUAUUUGUGUAAUUCAAUAAAAACCUUUUUUAAUUCAGAUAACGUUUAAUGGGUUAUUCCAUGUGAAAUCAACCAAAUUUCAGAAACUUUUGAAGAAACAAAAAAAAAAAAAAAAAAAAAACAUGUUUUUCU
Myxocyprinus asiaticus (Chinese sucker) is the source of this 2516-nucleotide messenger RNA. Its product is annotated as clathrin light chain B-like. The record is from RefSeq and is a predicted model, not a curated record. Gene Ontology annotation, cellular component: synaptic vesicle membrane; postsynaptic endocytic zone cytoplasmic component; clathrin coat of coated pit. NCBI's taxonomy places the organism in Eukaryota, Metazoa, Chordata, Actinopteri, Cypriniformes, Catostomidae. Bases 236 to 868 code for a protein of 210 amino acids. The transcript is spliced from 5 exons. Gene Ontology annotation, biological process: clathrin-dependent endocytosis; intracellular protein transport; clathrin coat assembly. Gene Ontology annotation, molecular function: clathrin heavy chain binding; structural molecule activity.